Glossina fuscipes is the source of this 3805-nucleotide messenger RNA. RefSeq names its product probable WRKY transcription factor protein 1. Bases 1550 to 3790 code for a protein of 746 amino acids. NCBI's taxonomy places the organism in Eukaryota, Metazoa, Arthropoda, Insecta, Diptera, Glossinidae. The record is from RefSeq and is a predicted model, not a curated record. The transcript has 9 exons.
UUGCAGCAAUAAUUGAAUAUACAAGUCUCGUUGAUGUCGGCUCGGGAACGCGUGUCUUUGCUUCUUCUAGUUGCUGGUUAUAAUUUUUGUUGUUAUUUUAAGUUUUGCUAAAAAAUAAACCAUAAGAAAAAAAUAAAAAAUAACAAUUAUUAAGUGUAUGUUUUUUUCUUUCUUAUACUGAUAUAUAUGUGUAUGCAAAUGUGUAAAUGAAAGUGCGCUAAAUGGUUCUUUUAAACCAUAUAAAAUAGCAAAUUAAUGCCCAUUAAUUAAAGAGAAAAAAAGAAUUAAUUUCAAAAUAAAUGUAGUCGUCUACAUCCUUCUGCAAAACGUGACGUGAUUUGAUGACAGCUGCCGUCUGUCACCUGCUUCUUUGAUUUGUUGCCGGUACAUACUAUUAUUUAUUUAUUUAUUUGUUAUUUUUUUUUUUUAACGUUUUCAAUAUAAUUUUCCUGUGCGGUUUAUAUCAAUACUAACAUGUUCGUUUUGCUUAUGUGUCAAGCACUGUUAUAAUAGUAGUGUGUAUGCAAGAGUUUGUAAAACAAUCUCUUUACUCUUGUAAGUUAAAUUGAUCUGAAUUUAUUUCUAAGCAACCUACGUAUUUUUGUUCUUGUUUUUUUUUUUUUUAUUGUGAAAUAAUAAUUACAAAAGGCAAAAAAUAAUUAUAAACAAUUUAAUAGUAACGGAACUGAACGUAAAAGUUCAUUUCAUUUCGUGGGGAUAACGACAACUGAUGGAUUUGUACUCACAAUUCUGAACAUCAAAUGGACCGACCUACCGCACAGCGCCAAGAACGGAGACAUAGUACGCAAGCAAUGAUAGACGAACAGGCGACAAACGAUACAAAAGCAUAAGCUAUCAUCAUAAGCAGAAAAAGAAAUGAAAUGCAAAUCUUAAGAAAUAAACAAAACAUCCGUUGUUGAUAACAUUUAAAUGCAUACAUGCAUGAGUGCCCGUGUACGUGUGAGUGAACCCAAAUAAUAGAGGCAGAAACCGAAGCAAUUAAACAAAAAAAACCCAACCAAAUAAAAUGAAAGCAAUAAACAAUAAAUUUAAUAAAAUCAAUUUUUAACUAAUAUUAAGCUAUAAUUAAAGAACAAAAAAAUGAGUGCCUAGAAUAUUUGCUCUAAAUCAACUUAAAAUUUAUUUAAGGUAGAGGUUAAAAAGAAAAAAAAAAAAUAAAAAAAAUAAUAAUAUUUUCUUUGUUUUAAGCAAUCAUUUAAUAGAAAAGAAAAAAUUUGUGUUAAAAGUAAAACUCUUGAAAAGUAAGAAGUUUUUCUCUUUUCUACGCGAUAGCGGGUAGUGGGUUUAUUCGCGCUAGCGUUAACAACAAUGCAAAAGCAACGGCUAGGCGCGUUUUAAAAUUUUUCCGUUCAACCGUCGCAGCAAAUACGAAGCAAAACGAAGAAACCGUGAAAUCAAUCAACGAAUUCUAUUAAAACAUAAUUAGUGUUUGCCGAUGUUUAUUUUUUCGUUCAUCUUUGUAACGUAAAUUGCUUCGCGCAACUACCCUUACCUUCGCUGAAACAGUGACAAUAAUUCUCCAGGAAAAAUGCUGGCCGGCAUCAGGAAACGUUUAGCUCGCAAACAACUUGACAUCAAAGAGUGCGAGGAUGAUGAUAAAGAUGAUUUACAUAAUUUUAUACCGCCCACCAAUUAUAUAAAAAUUUCUCAAGGUAAAAUACAACUAGUACAUCAAUCUGCUUUAUCAGCCGCUACCGCCGCCGCCACCACCAUCACAACCACUACAAACACAACAACAUUGCAACCUACACAACCAUCACCACCAUCAUUGCCAACAUUACAAAACGUUGCCGAUAGCAAUAAGGAUAAGGAUGUGCUUGAGUGUCGGAUUAUUGAACUCGAGGCCGCUGUAUUACGCCUGCAGGAAAAAGUUAAUAAUAGUCAAUGCGGGUCACCAACAUUUGAGAAAGAACUACGCGAACAAUUGGAAAACAUGAGCCGGGUAAUGAAGUCCAAAGAGCGUAAGCAAUUGCAAACUUGCCGGGAUCAUAAAGCUUUGCAGCAUUUCAUUUGUUUACCGCAGACUCGUUUCGCCCGCCAAGAAAAUCUUUUGCAUACAUUGCAACAGGAAAACAAAGCUUUACUCCUGCGUAUAAGACAAUACGAACAUUGCCUUGACGAUGUUAUGCGUAAGGUAGUGGAUGCUUUGGUGGCUGAAGACAAUUUACGCGAGGAAGUGGCUUUACUCAAGAGUCGAGUACGCGAUUUGGAAGCGCAAAAUGCGGCAUUAUCCGCUAGUCCCGCUAAAGGACGCGAUGAGGGCUACUGCACCAUGAGCAGUGGACAACCACAACCGUCUAAUAGUCAUUUGGAAGAUCUACCAGAGGAACCAGAACAAUGGUUGCUUCCAGCGGAGCCAUGCUCAACGGAAAUGGAAGAUUGGAGUAUGUCGCAAGAAGAAUUGGCUGUGAUAACCUUGGACGAAGAACGUGAACAACAACAACAACAACAACAACAACAGCGUAGAAGACAACAAAUACUGCAACAACAACAAGAAUCAAAAUUAAACAAUGGUAGUGAACAUGAUUGGAUUUGGAAUUCGAGUGAUUUACUUAACUCCACUACGGUAGAAACAGAUUCCGUUUCGGAUAAUAUAACACAAUUAUUACAACAAAAGAUAAUUUACUCGGAAGACGAAGAGGUUACCUGUACAGAAUUUACAAAUGAUUUCUAUAAAUUAGUAAACAUACGUUCCAAUUCAGCGCGUAGCAUGUACUCCUAUUUAGAAGGUGACACAGACGGGGAGGACGAUGACGAGGAUGACGAGGACGAUGAUGACGAUGACGACGACGAGGACGACGGGGAAGGUGGCGGUGAGGCUUUGCAUAAUGAACCCGACAACGUUGACGGCAAUGAUAGUCUAACGCCCAGUCAUAAACGUUUAAGAAGCAAAGUCUUAAAAUCACGUCUAAAACAAGCAAGCCCCACGCCGAGUGAAGCUGGUCGAGCCCAAGUCACAAGUUGUUCCUCAAGUGAAACGGAUGAUUUAUCUCAAUGCACUACCACUACGGUUCACCGUGAAUUGGUUUUGCAAACAACACCCGAACACCCGACUAUUGAUGACAACAUCGUCAAUAAUGAGCACAGUAACGAUACUCAACUUAGUGAUACAGAAAUUGAAGAUAUGCAGAAGAAAGUCAAUGAGGAGAAUAUAAGUAAUACUGUAAAAACACCGAAUAAGUAUCCAUGUCAGCUAAGCGAACAUAUAAAUGAAAAGGAAUGCAUUGAACAAAUCAUUCGCAAUGAAUUAAAUCGUAAACCACGUCAUAAACUAAUGAAAUCCCAAUCUACCAUAGAGGAAGUCUCUACGCAUAAACAGCUACGAAUUCAACACAAGCAACACCAGCACGGUGAUAAUGUACUGAAAGUGUUAAGAAGUGGCAGCGUGAACGGUAAUCUAGCAGCUAAGGCGGCAAAAUUACAUGAAUCCAGCACUUUAUACGGUAACAAUCAAAGUAGCUCGUGGCGCCGCUGCAAUGGUUGGAAAAGAAUAAACUCUCCUCUCCAUUCACCCACUGUAGCCUCUCCUAAGAAGGUAACCAAAGUCUAUGAAUUAAAAAUCCCUCCAAAAAUGACACCUCCUACACGUAUACCCUCCUGUGUAGCAGCAAUAUCAUCGAAUUGUCAGCAACAGCAACUGCCUCUAUCGAAAACUAUAACAACAACAACAACAGCAGCCAAUUUAACUAAUACUCAACCAAUACAGCAAACAGCACGUAAAUCGAAAAUUCCUCCUCCCGUACCCAUAAGACGUUCCUAUGUUAGUUAGAUAAUUUAAAAUAAA